Molecule: messenger RNA, 1179 nt
Organism: Mucor velutinosus
Lineage: Eukaryota; Fungi; Mucoromycota; Mucoromycetes; Mucorales; Mucoraceae
Exons: 2
Coding region: 1-1179 (392 amino acids)
Biological process (GO): regulation of cyclin-dependent protein serine/threonine kinase activity
Cellular component (GO): cyclin-dependent protein kinase holoenzyme complex; nucleus
Molecular function (GO): protein kinase binding; cyclin-dependent protein serine/threonine kinase regulator activity
Source: RefSeq, a predicted model, not a curated record
AUGUUGCCUAUAACAUUUGACCUCGCAAAAUAUCCAACCGUUGAUACCAUCAGAUUAUUAGCAUCGUUGUUGGAGAGAAUGACACUGGCCAAUGAUCUGUUAAACAAGCAGCAACCACAGCAACCAUUACCACAGCAAUCGCAGACAUCUUCGCAGCAACAGCAGCGUCGUGCUUCCUUGCAACCACCACAGACACCGACCUACACCCGGUUUCAUGCCAGACUAGUGCCUUCGAUUGACAUCUACUCCUACUUGUCCAGGAUACUGAAGUACUGUCCCUGUGCAAACGAAUGCUUCUUGAGCUUAUUAGUAUAUUUUGAUCGCAUGUCUAAAAAUUCACUGGCGUUGACUGGGAGACCAUUUACUAUUGAUUCGUUUAAUAUUCAUCGACUCAUUAUAGCUGGUGUAAUGGUAUCUAGCAAGUUCUUCAGUGACGUGUUUUACACCAAUACUCGAUAUGCAAAGGUGGGCGGUUUGCCAGUCAGUGAAUUGAACAGUCUGGAGCUGGAAUUUCUCAAACUGAAUGGCUUCAAUCUCACUGUACCUAUCAGUGAACUGCAAAAGUACGGUGAUCAGUUGCUGAAGGUUGGCUACAUGACACAGGUGAAAUCAACCAACUUUCGUCAUACUCGCUCAAGCUCAUUGGAUCAAGCAAGAGACGUGGAAAGAGUUUGUGAUUUAACACAAAGAAUGUCACUAGAUGAACAGCAAUAUCAACAACCUUAUCAUCAUCAACAACAUCAUCCGCAUCAACAAUACCAACAGCAGCGUUAUUACAAUAAUAACAGCAACAACAAACGGCAAUCUCAUCAAGUUCGCCGUAUGACCAGUACAAAUAGCUUGAAAGAAAACGGUAGAUUCAACUACGAACAACCACGACAUUCUCGAUCUAGCGUAAACUUGCAUCAAGUUUGGAAGCCAAGUAGUCCUCUCCCUCAGCAGGAAGAAGGCAAGAAUCGUCGAUUGUCCUUGACAUCUAUUCAUGCACCUCCUUUCAUACCUAGCAGUGAGUUGCAACAGCAAACACAACAACAGCGGCAACACCAGCAGAAUCAGCAACACCAGCAGUUUCAACAGUUGCAGCAUCAGGGUCAAAUCUAUUACUAUCCACCAAUGGGGAUACCUACGCCUCCACCUUCUGCCUCACCAGUUCAUCAUCAACCUACUUACUACUUGUAA